Hypanus sabinus (Atlantic stingray) is the source of this 7493-nucleotide messenger RNA. RefSeq lists its product as uncharacterized. The transcript has 2 exons. NCBI's taxonomy places the organism in Eukaryota, Metazoa, Chordata, Chondrichthyes, Myliobatiformes, Dasyatidae. The record is from RefSeq and is a predicted model, not a curated record. Bases 2522 to 3595 code for a protein of 357 amino acids.
UACAAAUAAGCUAAUAAGAAGUAAAGAAAAAUUCCACGUGGUGUUGGUAAGUCCCUGUGGAUUCCACUUCGUAUGAAACGAAGGUCUGAACAGGCAGGGAAAGGAAAAACAGAGAAAAUCCUCAUGCAUAUCGCCUUAAGAGAUAAGGGUCUGAAUAGACAAGGUGCAUAGAGAAAAUCUCUGGAUACCGCUUCGUAUGAAAUGAAGGUCUGAACGGGCAGGGAAAGGAAAAUAGAGAAAAUCCUCGUGGAUACCGCCUUAAGAGAUAAGGGUCUGAAUAGACGAGGUGCAAAGAGAAAGUUCUGUGGAUACCGCUCUGAAUAGAGGUCUGUACCGGCAGAACAGAAUAGGAAACAAGGACAGUCCAAUAUAUCGUUUAAAGCACUGGUAGGUAGAGGAUAGACUAGGCAUAAAAUUAGAGUAAAUAAUAUUAUCCUGUAAACGAACUGUGAAUCUCUGAAAUACCUUAAAAAGAGAGAACAACAUGACAGGUAAAGGAACGGCAGUAGAGAUUCUGAGCAGAAAAAUCCUGGUAAGUAAAUGUGAGAUUGUGGCGACCCAUUUCCUGGCACAUCCGAACCGGCUCACAAUUAGCCAGCUUUCCGGCUAAGGGAGAUAGCCUACGGGGGUUUGCGAGCACAGAGCUUUGGAGCCUCUGCGCCAAGGGGGGGCAGGUUGAGGGAGGCUUAAAAGUGAGGCUGAGGAUUUCGAAUAAAGUUUUUCCUUCAACUGCAGUUACCGACUCCGUGUCGUAAUUUUAGCGCUGCAUGUAGCACACCGCUACAAGAUCACAAAAACUUAAGAAAAAUGGGAAAAGAGAACCAAAAACCUGGUCACAAAAUGGCCAAGAGAAGGAACGUUUGAUGUAAGCUUGUGCGAAGAAAUGGAGGCACUAAUUAAAAAUUGCAAACCAAAAGAUAAAUCUAAGAAAAGAGGGCAAAAAAGAGAACGAGAAAUGGAAGUGCUAAAGCUCUUCAGAACGGAGGGAGAAAGGCUGAGGAGGACAGGUAGAAUAUUGAUUACAAGCGAGGAAGACACUAAGGUGCUGGAGAAACAGCCUGUUAGAGAGAGAGGAAGGUACAGUGAGAAGCUGGCUUCAGCUCCGUACCCGGAUGUGAAAGAAACAGUAAAGCCCCCUCCCUAUAAUGAGGAAGGAACCCCUAAGCAGUGCCCCCUGCUGACGGGAACAGUAAACGUGCAGGGAGAAGUACAAGCUUGGGAUAAUGAGGAGGAAAAAAGACAAUACGAGAAGGAAAAAGCAGCGAUAUGGAAGGAGAUACAGGCAGAAAGGAUAAAGGGGGAACAGGCAAAGAGAGAAAUGAAAGAAGAGAUUGAACGGAUGAAAUACUUGAGAGAGGAAAAGGAGUAUGAGGAGUAUCAGUUAUACCAUAGAAAUAAACAGACUAGAAAAGAAAGUGGCUCAUCAGAGCAGGAAGAGAUGAGGCAUUCAAGAGGAAGUGGAAAAAAGAUAAAAGAUGAGAGUCUUGGAGAAACACGAGAGAAGGGAAUUAAGCACGAGUAAGGAUCAUGAGGAGUCCCUGCCACAGGUGUACAGACACAGACAGGAAGAAAGAGAAGGUGACUCAUUGGAGGAGCAAGAGUUAAGUGGGGAGAGAGAGGAUGUGAGAAUUUGUGGGGAAGAGGUAGGAGGCAGAAGCCUAGAAGAGCAGAAGGAGGUGGUAGGGAAGCGACUUGAGGAAAUAGAGAGAGAGCUAGAUAAGUUACUGAGAGGGGAUUGCCAGAGAAGAUGCGAAAAAUACUCCAGGGGCCAACCAAGUAUGAAUCAAGACAGAAAGGAAGGACUCCACAGGGAGACCGAGGGAAGAAGAGGACCCUGGAGACAUUUGUGUGGGAGGCAGUAAAGACAUACCCUGAGACAGAUGGAGAGUCGGGCAAGGAGGAGAGCUAUGGGCAGAGGGGAUCAGUGAGGAAACAGGGGGAAAGAGAGGUAGAGAGAUUGUGCUAGGGAUGUAAUCAGCCAGGUCACAUGAGAAGAGAUAGUCCGUUUACACCAUGGCCUGUCACACACCAGCAGGAACCGAUAAGAAGGGAACUAAAGUUUAGCCAAGGACCAGCCCCCACAGGCCCAAGUGGACCUGUGAACCCCUAUGUGAGGUAUUAGGGGUGCCGCGAGAACUCGAGUGGGAAGGGACAUUACCCAAUGAUAACAAGGGAGGCAGACGAGGAACCCAUUGUUCAGGUUAUGUUAGAAGGGCAACUGACACCAAUGAUGAUAGAUACUGGAGCCACUUACACUUGUGUACAGCCACAGUAUGCCCUUCACCUUCCCAUGUCAGGAAAGUUUAUUAAGACAGUAGGGUUCUCGGGGAAAACACAGUUGACACAGUGCAUGGCUCCAGUGCAGUUGAGAAUGGGAAAUAAAAGAAUUGUUUUGCCGGUGCUAGUAUUUAAAGGAACUCCGAUUAACUUGUUAGGCAGAGAUGCCUUAUUGAAACUGGAAUUAAAAUUAUAAUGCACCAGAAAUGGGCUGAGUGUGGAAAGAGCAGGGGCUCAAUUGAUAAUGAGAGAAGACAAGAAGGCUUAUGUCUUUUGGCUAGGAGACAUCGCAGAUCAGAUGCAGGAAACCUGGGAAAAAUGUAAAAAGGGCGUGCAGGCUAUAUUUCCCAGGGCUGUAAUGCCCAAAUCUGAGCUGCACUGUACAGUGAUUUUUGACGAGAUUCAGAACAGGGAGUUAGAGAAGAGAUGGCACCUGGAGGCAUGUACCCAACAGCACCUGGAAGGGGAGGCUGUGAUAAUUGGAAAGCAAGGGGCAGCCUUACAAGUUAAGUGGAACACCUUUUUAGAAAAAUGGUACAGGAUACCGGAGGCUGCGCCCCACAUAACGUUGUUGGUAAACAAGGGAUGUCAGUCUAAAGACUUAGGACCCUUAGUUAAGAGUGCUGAAACCAUAACAAUGUGGAGGAAAAUCAUGCCAGAGGUGUGGCUAUCAGAAGACAACAAUUGCAUUAAAAUAAUGGUAAGUGUAGAUAUGGUAGGGACAGUGAGAGAGGUCAAAAUAACUCCCCAACCACACAUGCCAUUGCUGGGAAAAGAAAGAGGCCAGCAGAAAGAUAGAAGGUUAGAUGAAUUGCCAUCUAUUCUGUGGUCACAGCAUGACACGGACGUAGGGAAAAUAAAAACAGCUAGUCCGGUGGAAAUAAGGCUGAAAAGGGGAGCAAUUCCACCCAGGAGACCACAAUACCCUCUAAGACCAGAAGCAGAAGAGGGAAUAGCAUCGACAGUGCAGGGGUUGCUUGAAAUAGGAGUGCUUAAAAGAACAAACAGUCCAUGCAAUACCCCGUUGCUGCCGGUCUUAAAAGCAGAUAAAUCUAAGUGGAGAUUGGUGCAUGAUUUGCGAGCGGUAAAUGAUGUGGUAGAGGACUGGCCAGCGGUUGUCCCCAACCCAUCCACGCUUUUGACUAAUGUUCCACCAGGAGCAAGUUACAUUUCAGUCAUUGAUUUGUGUUCGGCUUUCUUCAGCAUUCCUCUCGCCCGGGGGUCGGCAACCCGCAGCUCCGGAGCCGCAUGUGACUCUUUCAUCUCUGCGCUGCGGCUCCCUGUGGCUUUGGAAAAUAAAUGGUUGACAGCUGGCUGACGUUAUUUUUGGUUUGCUGCUGGCGGACAAUUUACGUUUGGCGUUUUUCAUAAAUACAAGAAGGACUCAAAUAGACAUUGAGUAUUUUACUUAAAAGUAACCUUCAACCCAACGUCUUUUUUUCGGAGUUCAAAAUGUUUUUGUUGCAUGCAGAAAUGUAAUUUCGUUUUCUCUGCAGGAGUUCAUCGAUUUCAUAAAUGCAACACAUUAUAGUUUGUUUAUACAUAGCAUAAAGGCAAAAAAACGUUGUAUGCAGUGUUAUUUCAUUUUAAAUGUCAAACGGGUUUUGUGGCACCCAGUGUUUUCUUUUCUGUGGGAAACGGGUCCAAAUGGCUCUUUCAGUGGUAAAGGUUGCUGACCCCUGCUCUAGCCAACCAGUGUCAGUAUCUGUUUGCAUUUACUUACAGAGGUGCUCAGUAUACCUAUACCAGAAUGCUGCAAGGAUUUAAACAUUCACCACACGUUUUUAAUCAGGUGUUGAAGGCAGACCUAGAGGACAUACCAUUGGAAAGUACAUUGUUACAGUAUGUGGAUGACCUGUUGAUUUGCUCCCACAAUAAGGAACAGUGUGAGCAGGACACUAUAACUCUGAUAGAGAAGCUGGCGCACGGAGGACAUAAAGUAUCCAAAAAGAAACUGUAAUUUUGCAAGCAGCAAGUGGAAUACUUAGGCAGGGUAAUAUCCAAGGGAGUGAAGGAGAUAGCACCAGAUCAGAUCAGAUCAGACUAAGGCCCAAAACCCCAGAAUGUAGGGGAGAUGAUGACGUUUUUGGGAAUGGCAGGGUACAGCUCAGAUUGGAUAAGAGAAUAUGCUGAGAUUGUGGCACCUUUGAGAAAGAUAAUGAAAGAAGCAGGACAUACAAAUUUGAAGAACGGCUUACAGGGGAAUGGAGAGGCAGAGAUAGCUUUCAGCAACAAUUGCAGUCAGCAACAGCAUUAGCUUUGCCUGACUACGAGAAGGUUUUUCAUUUGUAUGUAUCCAACACACAGGAGGGUUAUGUCACAGCGGUUCUAACACAAGAGACAGGCACAGGAAAAGCAAAGCAGCCGAUAGCAUACUACAGUAUGAGACUAGAUGAGGUGGCUCAGGGGUAUCAGGGAUUGGCGGCGCUGUACUUUGCAUAUGAAAAGGCAUCAUCUGUAACCCUGGGCUAUCCUGUGACUCUGCACACACACCACAAAGUAGCAGAAUUGCUGGAAAGAAGGAAAUUUGUGCUGACGCCAGUCAGGAUAGCAGCGUAUCAGAUGCUAUUGACAUUUCCAGACAUAACUAUACAGAGAUGCACUACUAAUCAUGUCCCUUUGGGCUAUGAUUGUGUAGGGAAGACGAUGACAUUUGCCAAAUUGAGAGCAGAUUUAUGGUCAGAACCACUAGAGGAUGCAGAUAAAAAGGUUCUGUUCGUAGAUAGCUCUUGUUAGUAGGGAUUAUGAUGGAAAUCAUGCAAGGUUCUCAGUAGUGCAACAGGAUCAGUCGAGCUAUAAGAUUAUUAGGAUGGAGUCCUGUCCCCAACCGUGUUCUGCCCAACUAGCGGAAAUCAAAGCCCUGAUAGCUGUGUGUGGAAAAGAUGGAAGGUGAGAAAGUAGGCAUCUAUACUGAUUCGGCAUAUGCUCAUGGAGUAUGCCAUUUGUUCGGGGCAGUGUGGAAACAGAGGUUUUAAAAAAAGCAGUGGAGAUCCCAUACAACAUUGUCAGCAAAUUCUAGACUUAAUAAAAGCCAUAAUGAAACCUAAAGCAUUAGCUAUAGUAAAAUGCCAGGCAUAUAAAAAGGGAAAUGAUGUAAUAACAAAGGGAAAUCAAGCUGCGGACGAGGCAGCCAGGAAAACGUCUGGGUGUACAUCAGCUGUCAUUGCCCCCCAGGUAAGCCUAGCUCCAGAACCUGUGGUAGAGGACCUAAUUGAAAUACAAGGUAAGGCAACUUUGGCAGAACAGUCAAUGUGGAGAUGACGGGGGGCCAAGCAGAACCCGGAAGGCUUGUGGAGCAUGGAAGAUGGUUUGUUGGUGGCGCCCACCCCUCUACUGACGAUUCUGAUUUCAGAAGCACAUGGGAUUGACCAUUGUGCAAGGGGGGAAGUGAUAAAGAAAAUAAAGGAUGGUUUUUGGUCACCUUAUUUACAGGCUUCAGUGGACUUUGUCUUGUCACAGUGCGAGGUAUGCGCACAGAAUGCAGGGUUCGGACAUCAGUUAUUUGACUGGUUAGAAAGUAGACUCGGAGGAUGUGGAGCAUGGCUGACUAAAAUGGCAAUAACUGUCAGUAUUGUAUUGAUGAGCUGUGCGCUUGUGCUGUGCUGUUUUCUUCCUUGUCUCAAGUCUCUUGUAGUGCGUGCUGCAACCAAACAAUUUCCGAUGCUCGUGGCAAUUACUGAAGCAAGCUUACCUGGAGAAAGAAACACUGAAAAUGUAUCGUUACAGCCUACAACACCUGCAGGAUGAAAAAGAGCAAAACGACAGUGUGGGAGUAGAUUGUAAGGGCUUCUGAGUUUUUUUCCCUGUGUUACAAAUGUGCCACAACUCUGAGGGGCCGAAGGGUACGGGGUGGCCCCCUCCUUUUUGAGUAUCGCAAGAUCACUAUUAAGUCAGUUCAGGAGACCCAGGAAAUGAGAGAAAGACAUGCAGAAUCCACAAAGAGUUUGGAAUGUGUCCUGGCCCCUGAAAGGCAGAACCAUUCAUACCGGCUAUUGUCUCUUGGAGAGGGAAUUGUUUAUUGAAUCCUGUACGAUGCAUCGAAGCCCCCAGGCAAUGAACCGGGGGGGGGGGGGGGGGGGGGGUUGGUGGAGGGAUUGCAUCAUCCCAACCUGAUUGACAGCUGUGACCCUGUGAGUCAGGAUAAAAGAGGGUCUGGGGAACAGCCCCUCAAGACGCACCAGAAGAAACGCUAGAACUCCUGUAACAGCAUAAUAACGAAAGCCGGUGGAAACAGCCCACGUGCGGCCCUUUCCAUUUGCCUCGGAAUUGGUGGGUCUUGCCACAGAAGCACUGCUUUAGCUAACCACAAAGGGGAAACCAGUCCCCCAAUGACUCUCGAAGGAUUGACAUCAUAAAAGAAAUGGGCAAGUUAAACCUCCGUCUUUCUCUCCAACCAAUGAAGGCUGCAGCCUACAGCUUGAAUGAACUAAAGUGACUUUUAUAUUUCCAUCGGACAAUACAUUAACCCCCUAGACAACGAUAGAGCUAUUUCUUAUUGAGUAUUUAUUAUACCUGCGCUUUUAGAUUUAGUAUUGAUGACGUAAAUUUAUCUUUAUGUUUGCAUUGAUAUUAUUUUUGUGUAUUUUUAUCAAUAAAUACUGUUAAAAAUAGUACCAUCAGACUUCAACAGACCUCUCUAUCUUUGCUGGUAAGUGACCCAGUUACGGAGUACGUAACGCCUGUCUCGGGUACAAAGGGACAGGUUUUUGGCUUAGCGGCCCAAGGUAACAGGGAGAGAAUACUUUGAGGUCUUGGCACAGAAAAUUAUAGUUUAACCGGAAAUUUGGGAAUAAGUGCUUGAGUUUAUUGGGGCUUUUGUGCGCGGACUCUUAGUCUUCUUUCUCUGUGUGAGACCACAAAGGGGGGAUAUAUUGGAGUAUAAAAGUUGCAUUGUUUGCUGUGUAAUGAAAACUAUGUAGUCAGCUUUGAGCUUGCUAUUUGCUAUGCAUUUAUCCAAUUUAGUAGGAGAAUGAAAUCUUAAGAAUGUAGAAGAUAAUGGUGUGUUAAUGAGAGGUAGCUAAGAGAUGUAGAUUAGAACAUGAUUAAGUCAAUGUGUAGAAACAAUAGUGGCGGAUGUACUCCUGAUACGCAACUGUAGACCAAUUGGAUAUGCUAAUGCAACUAAACCAGGAGAUUGCCAUAAAAAAUGCUAUGUACAAGGUGGGCAAUCAGCGACUAGCUCAAUGACUGUCUCAGCUUUGAUUUGCAAAUUAAAG